AGAAUGUUGGAUGUUGCAGUUCUGCUGCUGACAACUCUGGAGGAGAUGAACCCAAAUGAGUUGAGGAGAUUUCAGUCUUACCUGACAAGUGGCCAGCUGUUUGGCUUUCCUCUCAUCCCAGAAGGCCAGCUGGAGAACGCUGACAAACAGGUCACAGUGGAUCAUAUGGUGAAGACAUACGCCCCUAAUAGAGCUGUGGAGAUCACACUGAGGAUCCUGAGGUGGAUGGACCAGAAUGAUCUGGCAGAGAAGUUAGAGAGAGAUUACAGUGGAGGUAACAUAGCAAGAAUGUACAUCGAUCUAUCCAUCACAAUCACAGUUCAGUGGAGGUCUAACCAGAAAGAACAUUCAACUGACUUCAUAAUAACAUUCAGCAGGCCUCUCUUUUAUCAUUUUUAUUAAUGAUGUAUCCAGGUGACCCCAUUAUGUUUAAACAGCAAUCCAACAUUCAUUAUAUUCCAUACAUACAAUCACCAAUACAGUAGGGAAGAUAUCACAAACAGAUUAGACUUUCUAAUCAUGGCUGUAUGUCUCUUCCUGAGCUGCCUAAUCUGGAAGAUGAACCAGAAUGAUCUGGCAGAGAAGUUAGAGAGAGAUCAGAGAAGUAGGAUUGUAGACAAGGACCCUAACUGUCUCUCUAUCCCCCCUCCUAUCUUCCCCUCUACAGUGAUGUGAAACAAGUAUUUGAUCCUCUGCUGAUUUUGUACGUUUGCCCACUGACAAAGAAAUUAUCAGUCUAUAAUUUUAAUGAUAGGUUUAUUUGAACAGUGAGAGACAAAAUAACAACAAAAAAAUCCAGAAAAACACAUGUAAAAAAUGUUAUAAAUUGAUUAGCAUUUUAAUGAGGGAAAUAAGUAUUUGACCCCUCUGCAAAACAUGACUUAGUACUUGGUGGCAAAACCCUUGUUGGCAAUCACAGAGGUCAGAUGUUUCUUGUAGUUGGCCACCAGGUUUGCACACAUCUCAGGAAGGACUUUGUCCCACUCCUCUUUGCAGAUCUUCUCCAAGUCAUUAAGUUUUCGAGGCUGACGUUUGGCAACUUGAACCUUCAGCUCCCUUCACAGAUUGUGGCUAGGCCACUCCAGGACCUAAAUAUGCUUCUUCUUGAGCCACGGCUUUGUUGCCUUGGCCAUGUGAUUUGGGUCAUUGUCAUGCUGGAAUACCCAUCCACAACCCAUUUUCAAUGCCCUGGCUGAGGGAAGGAGGUUCUCACCCAAGAUUUGAUGGUACAUGGCCCCGUCCAUCGUCCCUUUGAUGUGGUGAAGUUGUCCUGUCCCCUUAGCAGAAAAACACCCCCAAAGCAUAAUGUUUCCACCUCCAUGUUUGACGGUGGGGAUGGUGUUCUUGGGGUCAUAGGCAGCAUUCCUCCUCCUCCAAACACAGCGAGUUGAGUUGAUGCCAAAUAGCUCGAUUUUGGUCUCAUCUGACCACAACAUUUUCAUCCAGUUCUCCUCUGAAUCAUUCAGAUGUUCAUUGGCAAACUUCAGACGGGCAUGUAUAUGUGCUUUCUUGAGCAGGGGGACCUUGCGGGCGCUGCAGGAUUUCAGUCCUUCACGGCGUAGUGUGUUACCAAUUGUUUUCUUGGUGACUAUGGUCCCAGCUGCCUUGAGAUCAUUGACAAGAUCCUCCCGUGUAGUUCUGUGCUGAUUCCUCACCGUUCUCAUGAUCAUUGCAACUCCACAAGGUGAGAUCUUGCAUGGAGCCCCAGGCCGAGGGAGAUUGACAGUUCUUUUGUGUUUCUUCCAUUUGCGAAUAAUCGCACCAACUGUUGUCACCUUCUCACCAAGCUGCUUGGCGAUGGUCUUUGUUACGAACCCUGUGGCUUUAAAAGUCUAGGGUGGAUGGAAAAGAGACCCGUAACAUAAUUCAUGCAAAUUAGAAUCGUGACAUGGAAACAGUGAACAAAAAAUACACCGACAACCAUAAACUACCAUCAAACAUAAAAUGUUUAUUUUGAACACACGGUAAAGGUUUGGGAAAAAGGGCUGAGCAGGACCCAAGGAAUGAAACAAUAAUGUAAAAAAAAACUAAACUGAUCUUGCCUGCCUCAAGAACCGCUAAGCUACUGCCAACCAUACAAAAAUACAGUGGGUGGUCCGCUCAGAUCUAACUAGUGUUUUUAGACAAUGUUCUUCCUACGGGUAAUGUACGCCCAAGGGCAACUUGCUUAAAUCCCCCUUUUCCCAGAAACACACAACAUAGUUACCAAACAGAGUAACCAGCAAAUGAGUGAGUACACAAAACACCACAGUAUCCAUACUCACAUACGGAAAAUAGUCUCUCAACAAACCCAACUGACUGGCUUUUAAAACAAUGGGAGGUUUGAGUGAAAAACCAGAAACAGGUGGUGCAAUACAGAGGAAUGUCCACUGAUUGGUCCACCUCAGCAAUCAGCAGACAACCGGAUGUCGGACAGGUGGGACACCCCAACGACCACCAAUCAGGAACAUAAAGGACACCUGUGAUUAGGGCAGAAGGAGAGGAAAAACACACACAGGAUACCUGUAUCCGUAACAGUCUUGUAGCCCAUUCCAGCCUUGUGUAGGUCUACAAUCUUGUCCCUAACAUCCUUGGAGAGCUCUUUGGUCUUGGCCAUGGUGGAGAGUUUGGAAUCUGAUUGAUUGAUUGCUUCUGUGGACAGGUGUCUUUUAUACAGGUAACAAACUGAGAUUAGGAGCACUCCCUUUAAGAGUGUGCUCCUAAUCUCAGCUCGUUACCUGUAUAAAAGACACCUGGGAGCCAGAAAUCUUUCUGAUUGAGAGGGGGUCAAAUACUUAUUUCCCUCAUUAAAAUGCAAAUCAAUGUAUAACAUUUUUGACAUGCGUUUUUCUGGAUUUUUUUGUUGUUAUUCUGUCUCUCACUGUUCAAAUAAACCUACCAUUAAAAUUAUAGACUGAUCAUUUCUUUGUCAGUGGGCAAACGUACAAAAUCAGCAGGGGAUCAAAUACUUUUUUCCCUCACUGUAUUUCCCCUGUUUCCACCUCUUUCCAGCUCUGCUGCUGACCACUCUGGAGGAGUUCACUGGAGAACAGCUGAAGACAUUUCAGUCUAAACUGACUAGUGUCCAGCUGCCUGGCUUUUCUCCCAUCCCAGAGAGACAGCUGGAGAACGCUGUCAGACAGAACAUAGUGGGUCAGAUGGUGAAGAGACACGACUCUGAGGGAGCUGUGGAGAUCACGCUCCGGAUCCUGAGGAGGAUGAAUCUGGAUAAUCUGGCAGAGAAGUUAGAGAGAGAUUACAGACACAGAAGAGGUAACACCGUAAAACUGUGUUAAGAAAAUGUAUCAUAAACGUUCCUUCAAACAAAGACAACAUGAUUUAAAUGAAUAAUUGUUGAUGAACAGGACAAUGUAAUAUGACAAUUAUACUGUUAUCUCUCUUCACUUCCUCUUCUAUACCUGUAUCUACCACAGAAACAUCAGACGCUGUCAGUGAUGAAGGGAGUGAAAAUAAACAUUAUCGGAGGAAGUGGCAUAGGGCACUGGUAAUGAAGGUAAGACUAGUAGCCAUGUCUGAGAGGUCAAAUGUCAUUGCGAACAAACCACAUAUAGAUCACAGCCACAUGCAGUCUGAAGUGUGUGUGAGUGAGUGCUCACUGUCAUAGUCAGUUCUACAGUUCUACCCUCAUAUGUUAAAACACCUGUACUCACUGUCAUAGUCAGUUCUACACUUCUACCCUCAUAUGUUAAAACACCUGUACUCACUGUCAUAGUCAGUUCUACAGUAUGAAAUGAUACAGUCCACACAUACAGUCUAGAUAAUGAACUAAUCUGUCAGGUAAACUAUGAGGGGUGGGGGUCAGGCUGUAACACACACACCAAACAAGCCAUGAAUAUAUUCCUGUACCAUGUUGUGUGUUUGUAUGUGUGUGUGGCUAUGUUCAUGUUCUUUAUAUCAGUAGCCAAUAUUUCUAUCCUUUUAUUUAUAUCUUGUCAUCUUGUUAUUUUAGAGACCCUUCGUGUUGGAUAUACCAGCUCUGCUGCUGACCACUCUGGGAAAGCUCAGUGAAAAACAGCUGAAGAGAUUUCUGUGCUUCCUGACUAGUGGCCAGCUGCCUGGCUUUCCUCCCAUCCCAGAGAGACAGCUGCAGAACGCUGACAGACAGGUCACAGUGGAUCAUAUGGUGAAGACAUACGCCCCUGAGAGAGUUGUGGAGAUCACACUGAGGAUCCUGAGGUGGAUGGACCAGAAUGAUCUGGCAGAAAAAUUACUGCGCGAUCACACUAGAGGUAACAUAGCAAGAAUGUACAUCAAUCUAUACAUCACAGUUCAGUGUAGGUCUAACCAGAAAGAACAUUCAACUGACUUCAUAAUAACAUUCAGCAGGCCUCUCUUUUAUCAUUUUUAUUCAUGAUGUAUCCAGGUGACCCCAUUAUGUUUAAACAGCAAUCCAACAUUCAUUAUAUUCCAUAUAUACAAUCACCAAUACAGUAGGGAAGAUUUCACAAACAGAUUAGACUUUCUAAUCAUGGCUGUAUGUCUCUUCCUGAGCUGCCUAAUCUGGAAGAUGAACCAGAAUGAUCUGGCAGAGAAGUUAGAGAGAGAUCAGAGAAGUAGGAUUGUAGACAAGGACCCUAACUGUCUCUCUAUCCCCCCUCCUAUCUUCCCCUCUAUUUCCCCUGUUUCCCCCUCUUUCUCAGGUACUGCCUCAACCUCUCCCCUGUGCGGGUACCCUCCACGUCCCCCCUUCCUCUACCCUGGCUCGUCCGAGGAGGUGUUGUCGUUAACUUCUCCUGGUAGCUCAGGACAGCUCAGGUCACAGGUAAGAGGACGGUUAGAGAAAUGUAGGAUCACUUCUACCCUCAUAUGUUAAAACACCUGUACUCACUGUCAUAGUCAAUUCUACCCUCAUAUGUUAAAACACCUGUACUCACUGUCAUAGUCAGUUCUACACUUCUACCCUCAUAUGUUAAAACACCUGUACUCACUGUCAUAGUCAGUUCUACAGUUCUACCCUCAUAUGUUAAAACACCUGUACUCACUGUCAUAGUCAGUUCUACAGUAUGAAAUGAUACAGUCCACACAUACAGUCUAGAUAAUGAACUAAUCUGUCAGGUAAACUAUGAGGGGUGGGGGUCAGGCUGUAACACACACACCAAACAAGCCAUGAAUAUAUUCCUGUACCAUGUUGUGUGUUUGUAUGUGUGUGUGGCUAUGUUCAUGUUCGUUAUAUCAGUAGCCAAUAUUUCUAUCCUUUUAUUUAUAUCUUGUCAUCUUGUUAUUUUAGAGACCCUUCGUGUUGGAUAUACCAGCUCUGCUGCUGACCACUCUGGGAAAGCUCAGUGAAAAACAGCUGAAGAGAUUUCUGUGCUUCCUGACUAGUGGCCAGCUGCCUGGCUUUCCUCCCAUCCCAGAGAGACAGCUGCAGAACGCUGACAGACAGGUCACAGUGGAUCAUAUGGUGAAGACAUACGCCCCUGAGAGAGUUGUGGAGAUCACACUGAGGAUCCUGAGGUGGAUGGACCAGAAUGAUCUGGCAGAAAAAUUACUGCGCGAUCACACUAGAGGUAACAUAGCAAGAAUGUACAUCAAUCUAUACAUCACAGUUCAGUGGAGGUCUAACCAGAAAGAACAUUCAACUGACUUCAUAAUAACAUUCAGCAGGCCUCUCUUUUAUCAUUUUUAUUCAUGAUGUAUCCAGGUGACCCCAUUAUAUUUAAACAGCAAUCCAACAUUCAUUAUAUUCCAUAUAUACAAUCACCAAUACAGUAGGGAAGAUUUCACAAACAGAUUUUCUAAUCAUGGCUGUAUGUCUCUUCCUGAGCUGCCUAAUCUGGAAGAUGAACCAGAAUGAUCUGGCAGAGAAGUUAGAGAGAGAUCAGAGAAGUAGGAUUGUAGACAAGGACCCUAACUGUCUCUCUAUCCCCCUCCUAUCUUCCCCUCUAUUUCCCCUGUUUCCCCCCUUUCCAGCUCUGCUGCUGACCACUCUGGAGGAGUUCACUGGAGAACAGCUGAAGACAUUUCAGUCUGACCUGACUAGUGGCCAGCUGGCUGACUUUCCUCCCAUCCCAGAGAGACAGCUGGAGAACGCUGUCAGACAGAACACAGUGGAUCAUAUGGUGAAGAGAUACGACUCUGAGGGAGCUGUGGAGAUCACGCUCUGGAUCCUGAGGAGGAUGAAUCUGGAUAAUCUGGCAGAGAAGUUAGAAAGAGAUUACAGACACAGAAGAGGUAACACCGUAAAACUGUGUUAAGAAAAUGUAUCAUAAACGUUCCUUCAAACAAAGACAACAUGAUUUACAGUGAGGGAAAAUAGUAUUUGAUCCCCUGCUGAUUUUGUACGUUUGCCCACUGACAAAGAAAUGAUCAGUCUAUAAUUUGAAUGGUAGGUUUAUUUGAACAGUGAGAGACAGAAUAACAACAAAAAAAAUCCAGAAAAAUGCAUGUCAAAAAUGUUAUAAAUUGAUUUGCAUUUUAAUGAGGGAAAUAAGUAUUUGACCCCUCUGCAAAACAUGACUUAGUACUUGGUGGCAAAACCCUUGUUGGGAAUCACAGAGGUCAGACGUUUCUUGUAGUUGGCCACCAGGUUUGCACACAUCUCAGGAGUGAUUUUGUUCCACUCCUCUUUGCAGAUCUUCUCCAAGUCAUUAAGGUUUCGAGGCUGACGUUUGGCAACUCGAACCUUCAGCUCCCUCCACAGAUUUUCUAUGGGAUUAAGGUCUGGAGAAUGGCUAGGCCACUCCAGGACCUUAAUGUGCUUCUUCUUGAGCCACUCCUUUGUUGCCUUGGCCGUGUGUUUUGGGUCAUUGUCAUGCUGGAAUACCCAUCCACAACCCAUUUUCAAUGCCCUGGCUGAGGGAAGGAGGUUCUCACCCAAGAUUUGACGGUACAUGGCCCCGUCCAUCGUCCCUUUGAUGCGGUGAAGUUGUCCUGUCCCCUUAGCAGAAAAACACCCCCAAAGCAUAAUGUUUCCACCUCCAUGUUUGACGGUGGGGAUGGUGUUCUUGGGGUCAUAGGCAGCAUUCCUCCUCCUCCAAACACGGCGAGUUGAUUUGAUGCCAAAUAGCUCGAUUUUGGUCUCAUCUGACCACAACACUUUCACCCAGUUCUCCUCUGAAUCAUUCAGAUGUUCAUUGGCAAACUUCAGACGGGCAUGUAUAUGUGCUUUCUUUAGCAGGGGGACCUUGCGGGCGCUGCAGGAUUUCAGUCCUUCACGGCGUAGUGUGUUACCAAUUGUUUUCUUGGUGACUAUGGUCCCAGCUGCCUUGAGAUCAUUGACAAGAUCCUCCCGUGUAGUUCUGGGCUGAUUCCUCACCGUUCUCAUGAUCAUUGCAACUCCACGAGGUGAGAUCUUGCAUGGAGCCCCAGGCCGAGGGAGAUUGACAGUUCUUUUGAGUUUCUUCCAUUUGCGAAUAAUCACACCAACUGUUGUCACCUUCUCACCAAGCUGCUUGGCGAUGGUCUUGUAGCCCAUUCCAGCCUUGUGUAGGUCUACAAUCUUGUCCCUGACAUCCUUGGAGAGCUCUUUGGUCUUGGCCAUGGUGGAGAGUUUGGAAUCUGAUUGAUUGAUUGCUUCUGUGGACAGGUGUCUUUUAUACAGGUAACAAGCUGAGAUUAGGUGCACUCCCUUUAAGAGUGUGCUCCUAAUCUCAGCUCGUUACCUGUAUAAAAGACACCUGGGAGCCAGAAAUCUUUCUGAUUGAGAGGGGGUCAAAUACUUAUUUCCCUCAUUAAAAUGCAAAUAAAUUUAUAACAUUUUUGACAUGCGUUUUUCUGGAUUUUUGUUGUUGUUAUUCUGUCUCUCACUGUUCAAAUAAACCUACCAUUAAAAUUAUAGACUGAUCACUUCUUUGUCAGUGGGCAAACGUACAAAAUCAGCAGGGUAUCAAAUACUUUUUUCCUUCACUGUAAAUGAAUAAUUGUUGAUGAACAGGACAAUGUAAUACGACAAUUAUACUGUUAUCUCUCUUCACUUCCUCUUCUAUACCUGUAUCUACCACAGAAACAUGGUGGAGCAACUCAUCAGACGCUGACAGUGAUGAAGAGAGUGAAAAUAAACUUUAUUGGAGGAAGUGGCAUAGGGCACUGGUAAUGAAGGUAAGACUAGUAGCCAUGUCUGAGAGGUCAAAUGUCAUUGUGAACAAACCACAUAUAGAUCACAGCCACAUGCAGUCUGAAGUGUGUGUUAGUGAGUGCUCACUGUCAUAGUCAGUUCUACCCUCAUAUGUUAAAACACCUGUACUCACUGUCAUAGUCAGUUCUACCCUCAUAUGUUAAAACACCUGUACUCACUGUCAUAGUCAGUUCUACACUUCUACCCUCAUAUGUUAAAACACCUGUACUCACUGUCAUAGUCAGUUCUACAGUAUGAAAUGAUACAGUCCACACAUACAGUCUAGAUAAUGAACUAAUCUGUCAGGUAAACUAUGAGGGGUGAGGGUCAGGCUGUAACACACACACCAAACAAGCCAUGAAUAUAUUCCUGUACCAUGUUGUGUGUUUGUAUGUGUGUGUGGCUAUGUUCAUGUUCUUUAUAUCAGUAGCCAAUAUUUCUAUCCUUUUAUUUAUAUCUUGUUAUUUUAGAGACCCUUCGUGUUGGAUAUACCAGCUCUGCUGCUGACCACUCUGGGAAAGCUCAGUGAAGAAGCGCUGAUGGAUUUUCAGUGUGAGCUACGUAGAGGCCUUGACUUUCCAUAUCAGUUUACUUCCCAUCCUUUCAAUCCGAGGAGCCAGCUGGAGAACGCUGACAGACAGGUCACAGUGGAUCAUAUGGUGGAGAGAUUUCAUCCUGAGAGAGCUCUGGAGGUCACAGUGGAUUUCCUGAGGAGGAUGAAUCUAGAUGAUCUCAUGGAAAAGUUAAAGAGAGAUCACACUAGAGGUAACAUAACAAGAAUAUACAUCUAUCUAUUAAUCACAAUCACAGUUCAGUGUAGGUCUAACCAGAAAGAACAUUCAACUGACUUCAUAAUAACAUUCAGCAGGCCCCUCUCUUAUUUAUUGUAUGUAUCCAGGUGAUAUCAUUGUGAUUAAACAGAAAUCAAUAAUUCAUUACACAUUAUGUAUAAAAUCAACAGUACAGUGGCUCAGUAGACAUAGCUAAGAUAUUGCAAGAUAAAAGCAGAUUUCACUCUCUAAUCGUGGCUGUACAUCUCUUCUUGAGUUUCCUAAAUUCUAGCCAAUCAACUGAAGAGUGAGUAAGUGUAACGUUUGUAGGGGACUAGAAGCUUAUUGGAAAUACAGGAAAAACUGAUAUAAGAAAAAGAAGCCUGGAGGCGAGGCUGAACAAUACAUGAACUAUAUCUGACAUGUAAGACAUCUCUCUCCUAUCCUCUCUGUUCCAGCUUGGCUGCUGAACACUCUGGAGCAGCUGAACACAAACGAGCUGAAGACAUUUAAAAACUACCUGACUAGUGGCCAGCUGCUUGGCUUUCCUCCCAUCCCAGAGAGCCAGCUGGAGAACGCUGACAGACGGGUCACAGUGGGUCAGAUGGAGAAGAGAUACGGCCUUGAGAGUGCUGUGAAGGUCACACUGAGGAUCCUGAGGUGGAUGAAUGAGCAUGAUCUCACAGAGAAGUUACAGAGAGAUCACACAGGUAAAACAGCAAGACCAAUUAAUCUGUUCUUUAAAAGUUACAUUUGUUGUUUAUAGCUACAUUGAGUGAGUAUCUUUCCUUCAUGCAAUGAGAACCCUCAGGCCCUGAGAAAGCUGUGCAGAUCUCACCGGAGAUCCUGAAGAAGAUGACCUGGGAUCUGUCGGAGAAGUUAGAGAGAGAGGUGAGGAGGAGAGGGGAUGUUUGGGUUCACAACAACAAUACCUGGUAAAAGACAUGGAGACAGGCAGACGAACAUUGAGCAACAGAAAGAGACUGUCACCAAAUGAAAUUCUCUGCUAGUUGGCUUUCAUCUAGCAAGGGUUCAAUUGGAGUGAGGAACAAGUCAGAAUACUGACUGACAGCUUUUCUUAUGCCAUGGAGAAGUUAAACUACAGAGAAUGUAGAAUAGUGGACCAGGGCCUGUGUACUACUGACCCUCCUCUGGUAAGACCUUCACUGGAAAGACAGACAGACAGACCAACAGACCAGUUGAAUAUUGAAGCAAUAAGGCCUGAGGGGGUGUGGUAUAUGGCCAAUAUACCACGGCUAAGGGCUGUUCUUAGGCACAAUGCAAUGCAGAGUAAACAGCCUGCAUACAUCCCUUAUCCAUGGUAUAUUGGCCAUAUACCACAAACCCCAGAGGUGCCUUGUUGCUAUUAUAAACUGGUUACCAACGUAAUUAGAACAGUAAAAAUACAUGUUUUGUCAUACCUGUGGUAUAUGGUCUGAUAUACCACGCUGCACAGCUAUUUUCAGGUCUCUCCAGAGAUGUUCGAUCGGGUUCAAGUCCGGGCUCUGUCUGGGCCACUCAACAACUUUCAGAAACUGCGUUGUCUUGGCUGUGUGCUUAGGGUCGUUCUCCUUUUGGAAGGUGAACCUUUACCCCAGUCUGAGGUCCUGAGUGCUCUGGAGCAGGUUUUCAUCAAGGAUCUCUUUGUACUUUGCUCCGCUCACCUUUCCCUCAAACCUGACUAGUGUCCCUGUCCCAGCCACUGAAAAACAUCCCCAUAGCAUGAUGCUUCACCGCGGGGAUGGUGCCAGGUUUCCUCCAGACGUGACGCUUGGCAUUCAGGCUAAAGAGUUCGAUCUUGGUUUCAUCAGGCCAGAGAAUCUUGUUUCUCAUGGUCUAAAAGUAUGUAGUUGCCUUUUGGCAAACUCCAAGCAGGCUGUCAUGUGCCUUUUACUGAGGAGUGGCUUCCGUCUGGCCACUGAUUGGUGGAGUGUUGCAGAGAUGGUUGUCCUUCUGGAAGGUUCUCCCAUCUCCACAGAGGAACUUUAGAGCUCUGUCAGAGUGACAAUUGGGUUCUUGGUCACCUCCCUGACCAAGGACAUUCUCCUCUAUUGCUCAGUUUGGCCGGGCGGCCAGCUCUAGGAAUAGUCUUAGUGGUUCCAAACUUCUUCCAUUUAAGAAUGAUGGAGGCCAAUGUGUUCCUGGGGACCUUCAAUGCUGCAGAAAUGUUUUGGUACCCUUCCACAGAUCUGUGCAUCAACACAAUUCUGUCUCAGAGCUCUACGGACAAUUCCCUCGACCUCAUGGCUUGGUUUUUGCUAUGACAUGCACUGCCAACUGUAGGACCUUGUAUAGACAGCACUGUGCCUUUCCAAAUCACGUCCAAUUAAUUGAAUUUACCACAGCUGGACAAUCAAGUUGUAGAAACAUCUCAAGGAUGAUUCAUGGAAAAUGUACACACUUGAGCUCAAUUUCGAGUCUCAUAGCAAAGGGUCUGAAUACUUAUGUAAAUGUGAUAUUUCAGUUGUUUUAUUUUUUAUUAUUAGCAAAUAUUUCUAUAAACCUGUUUUUGCGUUUACAUUAUGGGACAUUGUGUGUAGUAGAUUGAUGAGGAAAAAAGGUAACUUAAUCCAUUUUAGAAUAAGGCUGUAACGUAACAAAAUGUGGACAAUGGGAAGGGGUCUGAAUUCUUUCUGAAUAGUAUUAUUUAUAUUGUUUAUUUUUUAUAAAAUAUAUAGAUGUAUAAAAUAUUAUAUUUCUUGGAACUUUUGAGUCAAGGAUAUGUUUCUGUUUUAUUUAGUUCAUUUUUUAUUUGUUCCAUUGGUUGUGUGUGUGUGUGUGUGUGUGUGUGUGUGUGUGUGUGUGUGUAGGAGCCAGUAGCUGCUUCUAAGAGGGAACAGAAGCCAGCAGGGGCACAUAACGCCAACCUCCCCAGCACCUCUUCUGGAAUGUCAGUGGAGACUGAGUACAUUAGUCAGAUAUUAAAACUAUGUAGGCACUGGUGAGAUUGAAUAUAUGAGUCUACUGGUAUGGUGCUGGAGAGAUAAUAUACUUUAAAAGAGGUGGAUUUCCUCGUUAACAACUCCAUCAGAAUGUAUAACAUAAUUCUCAUUAUGUGAGUGAAAUGAACGUAGAACAGUGAAGUGACCACAGCAUGUGGUGGUGGUGUAGGGGAACAGAGCAGUGUGUGACUGUUUCCUGUGUCCAGGUGGACCCGGUCUGGAGAGAAGCGUCACCAUCUGGAGAGGCAGAGGGAGGAGCAUAGGGCACUGGGCAUCAAGGUAAGACUAGUAGUCAUAUAAGAAGGGUGAACAAACCACAUAUAGAACACAGUAAUAAACACACAAUGUGAGUGUUAGUGAGAGUGAGAGUGUGAGUGUGAGUGUUAGUGUGAGUGUUAGAGAGUCAGAAUAUGUGUGAGUGUGAGCAGCCUUCAAAUUAUACAUUUGGGAUGUCUCUGUAUUGAGUAAAAACAUGUAUGGGCCUAAUAAUAAAGACUUAAUUUAAAUGUUAAUUACAUUUUUACGUGGCAUGAACACAACCAGUCAUGAUAUUUUCAUCUGAUUGUCAAACAAAUCACUUCAAAAAGUAGACAAGUUUGUCCACUCCAAAAUGAUUCCAGCAUUCAAACUGCAUGUACCUUCUGCUCCCCCUAUGGACAUUUCCACCCACCCUCCUCAACGGACUUCUACUCUGUGCAUUCAAAUUGUCAUCGAAAAAAUGCAAUUGUGUUCGUUGUCCGUAGCUUAUGCCUGCCCAUACCCUAACCCUACCACCACCAUGGGAACUCUGUUCACAACGUUGACAUCAGCAAACCGCUCACCCCCACGACACCAUACUUGUGGUCUGCGGUUGUGAGGCCAGUUGGACAUACUGCAAAAUUCUCUUAAAGGACAUAUUGUAGAGAAAUGAACAUUCACUUCUCACAUUCCUGCAGUCACCAUGCCAAUUGCACAGUCCCCCAAAACUUGACACAUCUUUGGCAUUGUGUUGUGUGACAACAUUGCACAUUUUAGAGUGACCUUUUAUUGUCCCCAACACAAGGUGCACUUGUGUAAAGAUCAUGCUGUUUAAUCAGCUUGAUAUGCCACAUCUCUCAGGUGGAUGGAUUAUCUUGGCAAAGGAGAAACGCUCACUAACAGGGAUGUAGACAAAUUUGUAUGAAAAUUGUGAGAUAAAUAAGCUUUUUGUGCGUAUGGAACAUUUCUGGGAUCUUUUAGUUCAGCUCAUGAAACACUUUACAUGUUGUGCUUAUAUUUUUAUUACUCUGUCUGACUGCUGCUCCCUCUAUGGACAUUUCCCUCUCAACGGUCUUUACUCUUCCCAAUGGACAUUAACUCUGUUUGACUGCUGCUCCCUCUAUGGACAUUUGUGUGUGUGUGUGUGUGUGUGUGUGUGUGUGUGUGUGUGUGUGUGUGUGUGUGUGUGUGUGUGUGUGUGUGUGUGUGUGUGUGUGUGUGUGUGUGUGUGUGUGUGUGUGUGUGUGUGUAGGAGCCGGUUGCUGCUUCUAAGAGGGAACAGAAGCCAGCAGGGGCACAUAACGCCAACCUCCCCAGCACCUCUUCUGGAAUGUCAGUGGAGACUGAGUACAUUAGUCAGAUAUUAAAACUAUGUAGGCACUGGUGAGAUUGAAUAUAUGAGUCUACUGGUAUGGUGCUGGAGAGAUAAUAUACUUUAAAAGCAGUGGAUUUCCCCUUUAACAACUCUAUCAGAAUGUAUAACAUCAUUCUCAUUAAGUGAGUGAAAUGAAUGUAGAACAGUGAAGUGACCACAGCAUGUGGUGGUGGUGUAGGGGAACAGAGCAGUGUGUGACUGUUUCCUGUGUCCAGGUCGACCCGGUCUAGAGAGAAGUGUCUGAAGAGGCAGAGGGAGGAGCCUAUGGCACUGGUCAUCAAGGUAAGCCUAGUAGUCAUAUAAGAAGGGUCAAAUGUCAUUGUGAACUAACCACAUAUGCUGUGCGUGUGUAUGAGAAUGAGGUAUUGAGAGACCAGCAGAAAGAUUCUAGUUUGUCCUACCAAUAUUAAUAUAUUCAUGUUCUUUAUUUUAUAUCAGUAGUCAGUAUUUCUAUUCUCUUCCUUAUAUCUGAUCAUCUUUGUUAUUUUAGAGACCCUCCAUGUUGGAUGUUCCAGCUCUGCUGCUGACCACUCUGGAGGAGUUCACUGAAGAACAGCUGAAGACAUUUCAGUCUAACCUGACUAGCGUCCAGCUGCCUGGCUUUCCUCUCAUCCCAGAGAGCCAGCUGGAGAACACUGACAGACAGGACACAGUGGAUCAGAUGGUGAAGAGAUACGGCCCUGAGAGAGCUGUGAAGAUCACACUGAACACAAUGAGGAAGAUGGACCUGGGUGAUCUUGCUGAGAAGUUAGAGAGAGAUCACAGAGGA
Molecule: messenger RNA, 14146 nt
Organism: Coregonus sp. 'balchen'
Lineage: Eukaryota; Metazoa; Chordata; Actinopteri; Salmoniformes; Salmonidae
Source: the annotation of a GenBank genome assembly